This is a messenger RNA of Chiloscyllium plagiosum (whitespotted bambooshark), 1322 nucleotides long. NCBI's taxonomy places the organism in Eukaryota, Metazoa, Chordata, Chondrichthyes, Orectolobiformes, Hemiscylliidae. The record is from RefSeq and is a predicted model, not a curated record.
CGGGUGAAGUUGGAUGCCACAAAGCUAAGCCACAGACUGCACCAGCUGAUGCCCAGCACCAGGUACACGGUCAGGCUGCACGCCCUGCAGGACAGUGAGAGGACGGGCGCUGUGACGGCACACUUCAACACAGUCAGUGCACACAUCCCAUUCCCGAAGGACUGCGGAGAAGAACGCAGCAAUGGGAGAACAGAGUCCAGCAUCGUCACCCUCUACCUGAACGGGAGCAAAGACAAACCCAUCAGAGCGUACUGCGACAUGGAGACCGAUGGCGGGGGCUGGCUCGUUUUCCAGAGGAGAAUAGACGGCAAGACCAACUUCAUCAGGAACUGGAAGGCCUACGAGAAAGGCUUCGGAGAUCUGGCUGGGGAGCACUGGCUGGGGUUGUUGAAGCUGCACCAGCUGACAGCACAGCAACAUUACCAACUCCGUGUGGAUCUGCGGAACGGUCAGGAAUCUGCCUACGCUACCUACGAUAACUUUUUGGUGGAGAGCCCAGCCGAGAGAUACAAACUGAGAGUGGGCAAAUAUUCCGGGAAUGCCGGAAACUCCUUGGCAUAUCAUCACGGCAGCAACUUCACCACCAUCGAUGCUGACAAUGACGAGGCUCUCACAAACUGUGCUGUCUCCUAUCGAGGAGGCUGGUGGUAUAAAAACUGUCAUCGUGUCAAUCUCAACGGAGAGUAUGGAAACAACAGGGACCAUCAGGGUGUGAACUGGUAUAGCUGGAAAGGCUUCGAGUUCUCCAUACCCUUCACUGAGAUGAAGAUGAGGCCUUAUAAGUUUGUCAGUUCCGUCAGGAAGGAGUGAGGCACAGGGCCACCGCCAGGGGACAAUUCUAAAGCUCACAGCUAAUUCUUCUCCCGGACUUUGCGAUUUUACUGCAGUCGUCAUGAAGCCUACGAUUUUUUAGUCUCUGUUUAUGUUCUGCUGGGAUCUGGGCCUGUUGACCUUUGAACCCACCAACAACAAGACCCAACACCAGCGUAUGGCCUAUCACUCGCCGGCUUCAAAUUGUGUGGUUCCAAAAUUAUUCACCAAAUCAUAGAGUUAACCAAAUGUUGGAGAAGGAAUUGGAAAGGGUAGGGGGGGAGGGUGGGGACAUUCAAAGCUCCAAGACUUUGGAUGCUGCUGUUUUCUGAUCGCCAGCCUCUUGUAUAUCUGCUGCUUUCUAGUAUAUGAGUGCUAGGAUCAAUCUCUAAUACCAGAAACUGCCCCCAUUGCAUUUUAAAGAGAUUUAACUUGAUGAAUUUUUGUUUUGAAGUUAUUUUGUAUUUUUUUUUCUCUGUUAUUUUGAAAUACAUUUGAUGUGCCUUUUCUAA